AAAAUAUAAUUUGUAGGUUUGUCACUGAAAUUAAGGAAUCAGCACAUUAAUGACAAUGCUUGGCUUCAUAGCGGUGCUGUUAUUCAGGGUUCUUUGCAUAUUUUGCGAGCCUCUCCAAUGACUACAUUGUUACGGGGACUACGGAGUUAGGAUGCCAAUGGGUAUGUUUAUACUUUUGACACUAGCUUCUACGAGCCCCAUCUUCAGUCCUUAGCUCCUUGUACUUAAUGACAGUGCUGUACUCUUGCCUAUGCUCUAGAGUACAACAUGGAUGUCUAUGGAGGAUACCACUGGAGCAUCCAAAGACAUCAAUGUUGUAACUCAUACCCACAGCCGUUCCUAACAAAGGCUGAGUGAAUUUACCAAACUUUAACGACAUUUGUUCAAUGGACACUAGAACAACUACAGCUUAAUUUAGUUGCUCUGGUGUCUUCUGCCUGUGUCUCCUGGCCUUUUAAUGUAAACACUGCCUUUUACUUGAAAAGGCAGUGUUUACAUUACGGCCUAGGAACACCUCUGGUGACAGUCACUCAGACAACCACUAGAGGAGCUUCAUGGGUCAGUGCUGCUCAAUCUAUGGUGUUGCUAAAUGCUCCCCAUAGAGUUGCAUUGAUUCAAUGCAUCUCUGAAGAGAUGCUGAUUGGCACAGUACUGUUUUGAUGUGCAUGUGCAUGUGCGAUAGCCUCUAAUGCUCUUCUAUGGGAAAACAUUGGAUUGGCUGAGAUCUCAAGUUUGAUCUCAACCAAAGGUUGAAGAGCCAGAAUCGAGGAGAUCCGCACGGCACUGGAAAAAAGUUAGUAAAAUCACCUUUUUAACAGGGGACAAAGUGGGAUGGCCACCUAAGCGACUGUUUAGACCUAUAGUGUCAGGGAUACAUAUUUGUAUUCCUCACACUGUAGUUUUCCUGUAAGCUUUGAUAUCUUGAGGCUUUACCAUAAGACAAAGUAGUUGUACUUUGACUUAUAUAAUUUGACUGUGCUGGAAUUUAAGGGGAAUUCUAACAGUCUUUAUGAGUAUAUCAUAAAUAUUGUAUCUUUAUGAAUUCUUCGUUUUGUUUUAGUGAUUAGAGAGCUGCUUUAAGGUGUUGGUUUCAUGCUUUGUUUAACUCUCAGACUCAUAGACUGUCUUUCAAACUUGUGCAGAAAAAGGGUUCCCCUCCUGGAACUGUCACUGAGGAUCCUUACUGGCAGUGGGGAACCCAAUUGUCAAGGCUGAGUAUCCUCUGGACCGGUAGCUACUUUUUUGAGCCCAGUGUUCAUUGACUUUAAUGAAUGUGAAAGCACUUUCAUGGAUGUUGCACUGGUAAAUUACUAGUAGUUGAUGAGACCUGUUAUAUUUGUAUGGCAACAUGUUUUUUUAAAUAAUUUUCUUAACUGCAGAUUGCUGGUCAGACUCCACUGCUAUCUGAUCGACUGGAUCUGUCUGUACUGUACCAGGAAUAUGCUUCUGAUGACCAAGUAUAUCAAAGCAAGAUUAAGGUAUUUUGUACACCUUAUGCAUGGGUUUAUCCAGGAUGUAUUGUUUUUGUCUAGACACUGAAAUGAAAUUGAACCCAGGGCCUUGUUCAGUUCUUUUAUUCAUUCCCUUCCUAAUGUUAGGACCUGCACAGAAGAUACACUCACAUUCGCAGGACGCGACCAGAUGGGAACUGCUUCUACCGAGCAUUUGGGUUUUCGUAUCUAGAAGCUCUUCUAGAUGGAGGUCCUGAGCUUGAGAGGUGAGCUUAGGCAUAAAGUACAAGAGCUGAGCUGCCAUACUUUGCGAGUAAAUGAGAUGGAGUUGUAAAAUAACAAGAGAUCCACACCUAUGAUAUACAUGUAAAUUAAAUUCUAUUAUCCUUAUGUCAUUCCCACAAUUUCUUAAUUGCCCUAAUAAUUCUAUACUCUGUCUUUGAUAUGUGUUUGUGUAAUUUUUUUUCUCUCUUCCCUAAUAAGGCUCCAUUUUGCCUUGCCUAUUUUCCCCUUUUUUUAAAAAAAACAUUUUAUGUUCGGGAAAUAAAAGGUUUUUAGAGUACUUCUUUACAAACAUUGCAUUAAAUUAAAAUGUCUGUCUUCAGGUAAUAGCUGAAUGUUUGGGAUAGGAACGGGGCUAAAUUAUAAAAGAUAUAUAAUAACCAUGUUGCAUCAACCCAGUUUGAUUUGCCCAAGCUUAAAUUUUGAUCAUAUACAAAACCCCCCUUGGUCUUCUAGGUUUAAAGAGGUCUCUCUGCACAGUAAGGAUGAUCUUAUCAAACAAGGAUUCACAGAGUUUACUAUAGAAGAUUUCCACAACACGGUGAGUGCUUCCAGUGAGAUCUUGAAGUCUGCGUGAAUCCUUUUGAGAUGGUCUUUCAUUGAGAAAUGUAUUUUGAUCUGUAUGUGACACCCUGUUUCCAACACACUCACAGUUUAUGGAUCUUAUCGCUCUUGUGGAUAAGCGCCCACUGGUCUCAGAGCUUUUAGCGACAUUCAAUGAGCAGACUGUCUCGGAUUAUGUGGUGGUCUACCUCCGUCUCCUGACCUCUGGACACCUGCAGAGGGAGAAUCUAUUCUACCAGCAUUUUAUAGAGGGAGGAAGGAGUGUCAAGGAAUUUUGCCAGCAGGUAAAAUAUUAUUAAUGCCAUUUGUCUAAGUUGAAGAAUGUGUCUAAUAUGGAUGAAUAUGUAAAUACUAUAUAAGAGUGUGUAUCGAGAGAGACGUUCUGUAUGCAGACACUUUAUAUUGAAUAAAGUUUACACUUUCAUUGUUUCAAAUCCAUGUAGUUCACUAACUGCAGGCAUAAGUUUAUAACAUGUUUAAUUUGACAUUGAUAGAUACUGCAGUUUCAUUCCCAGUAAACCGCCCACCCCAUCCUUGAUCUGUCUCCAAUGCUUCUCAUAGGUAACAUUGGAGGCAUACAGUAUGUGCUCUGUCAAUAAUAUGAUACUCAUGAAGAAUCAUUAACCGCAUUAAAUGCCAUACUGGGCCUUUUUAAAUAUAUUUUUAUUUUGGAAGUCUGAUGGCCAGUAGGGGCAUUUUGGUUGGCCAAUUCCCCGCCUUCUGCAUGGUCUCUGGGAUAUGAGGCUGUCUGGUCCUUUCAUUAUAGUCACCUUCCUGGUGAGCGGGUGUUAUAGAUCAAAUUGUUCCCAUAGCGACCAAACUUUUUGGAAGGUGGUCGUGGUGUUUCGAACCUGUGCUGUCAGUUUGUCCAUUAGGUGGUUGUCUCUGAUUUUUGUCUGCACUAAUGUAAUAGGUGGGGUGUCAGGUUUAAUCCAAUUCUGCGCUAGUGCUCUUCGUGCUGCAAGGUUUAGCAUGUUUAAUAGUUCGUGUUUGUCGAGUCGGUCUGGAUAGUAGACACGUCCAUGGUUGCGGUGUUGUGUUUUUUUGCAAAAUACAGGAAUUCAUGUCUGUCACCUCUGUCCAGGACACUUUUCACUUUGGAGCAUUGCCACCACAUAUGGAUGUAUGUGCACUUGUCUCCACUUCUCCAGCAAGUGCCUGUGGGACUGAGUCCCAUGUGGUAUUGUUUGACCGGGGUGGUGUACCACUGGAAUAGUAUUUUAUACGUCUGCUCCUGCAGUGUUGUGCAUAUGGAGACUUUGGCGCAAGCUUUCCAUAUAUCUUGCCAGUCUGUUCCUUCUCACGGUGAAUAAACCUCUACUAUUUUACUUGUUGCAGCUCUGUAACGAGGUAGCCUAUCUUGCAUUCCUCUCUGCCAAAAGUUAAACAUAUUACAGCAAUGUCUUUAUAUGGUAGAUGACUAUUCAAAGCAUUUUCACAUUCAGGUUGAUUAUUCUGUGUCAGACAUAAUUUCUGCAUAGACCCUGACAUUCUAUGGUUAUGAUCAAUAACUUCAAAUUUAAGCAUGAUUGUAUUAUAAGAGAAACAUUAUUGGUGAACAAUUUAUACAUUUUCCUUAACUUGUAUAUCCAGUUGUCAAACUGUUGUAUACACGUUUUAAAAAAUAUUUUUUAAUAUCAUUGGCUUCUCUUUCUGGUUCCAGUAUAUGAUUAGAGGACCACUAGAGGCACCCAGACCACUUAAUCUCAAUAAAGUGGCCCUGUGUUUUUUUGUUUUUUGUUUUUUUUGUAAAUCUAUUUUAUUGAUGUAAUGGAGAAUGUGAGGACAAAAUGUACCAAAGUAGCAAGAAUAUUCAUUGGGACACGCAGGUCCCCAAGACAUUAACCGUAUGCAUAGCGAUGUAAAACACAAGGUCUGUAUGAUAUCAUCAGCGUGGUAUUCAGUAUGUUCAUUUCAGAUGUUAAUUCACAAUACAGUAAUAUACUGGUAUUUGCGGCACUAUUUGAGUAAGGUACUGAGUUUAUGCAUCAAAAAUCUCUACCUAUCAUAGUGUCAUGUGCGUUACUCUGGAUUCACCCUUUAGCAUCUAGUUCCCUUGAAUGCAUUAUUCUGGCGUAAGACUCCUCGUCGUAGGGUGCUGCUGUGUUCACCAUACGCGUCAGUAGGGGCAGGUUGUUAGGGCUAGGACUUGUGUAUAGAGAGUCGCGUCCCAUCGUGUGCCGCCGGUGCCCAUGCUUUUGGACAGGCUCGGAACACGAUAUGGGGCUCACAUCUCUGGUACGCCUUUGUUCCUACUUUAAGUAUCCUGGCGGCAGAUUCCUUUGUGUUGGUCCCUCUGCAAAUUCUAUUGAGCGUAACCAGAUCGAGCAGAGACGCCCCUCGUGUACACGGUGUUUCAUUCAUGCGCACCGAGGGUGACUGCCGCCGUUGCGUGGGCAUGUGUGUGUUAGGUUCCGGUAAUUUAUCAAGUUGUCUAAGGGUGCAUACUCAGAAAAAAACUGCAAUGUUUUCAUUGCACGUUUAACACACCUCUUGAGGCUGUGUUCCAACAUAGAGACAGUAACUGGUUCUCAUAGAGCAGCAUGUGAUUGUUGCAGCUUGGCAAUUUGCUGUGCUUGUAUAUUAGCCUCUCAAUUGUAUUUGCCUCUGUAUAUUAGCUUCCCUUUGAGCGUGUAUGUUUGUGUUUAUUUAACGAUCUUACUCAGCUGUAUAAUUUCAGAAUAUGAACUUUUUUUUUUUCAUGUGGUUUAUCGUUAGACAACUGUGUUGUGUGUUUUGUCUAUUUUAUGUCAUUAUACCAAUCUAUUCUUUGAGAAUCAAAUUCCAAAAUUCAGUGACUCGCUCUAUAAAUGCUGUUCUGCCUGUUGACAGAGCCAGCCAAAAAAGACGGGCAUUCCUCGCUGGCACAAGCUGUUUAAAGGGACACUCCAGGCAUCCAGACAACUUCUGCCCAUUGGAGUCGUCUAGUUGCCAACUCCCACCACCCUUAACCCUGCAAGUGUAAUUAUUGCAGUUUCUAUAAAGUGCAAUAAUUACCUUGCAGGGUUAAGUCCUCCUCCUUUAGUGGCUGUCUAUCAGACAACCACUAUAGGGAUUUCCGUGUUCUUAGAACACGAAAGUGUUUAAAACAAUGCUGGACGUCCUCACGCUAUGCAUGAGUACCUCCAGUGUCUCCGGAUUCCAUACAGGAAAGCAUUGAAAAAUGCUUUCCUAUGGGGAGGUCUAACGCGCCCGGCGAUUGUCGCGCAUAAGGUCUCCCCACGACGGCUGACUUUGGCGGGGGAGGAGCAUGGGCGGAGCCUGACCCAGUGCCGAGGGACAUCGGCGCUGGAUUCAGGUAAGUCACUGUAGGAGUUUUAACCCCUUCAGCAACAUGGGAUGGGGGGCGGGAGGGAGAGGGAUGCUGCAGUGCCAGGAAAACGGAUAUGCUUUUCUGGCACUGGAGAGUCCCUUUAGUGACCAGGUUGUGCUGGUGACAAACGGUUCUUAAAGGGACAUGCUUUAGCUUUAAAUGAGUUGCCUCACUGUGCACUCUGGAAAAAGAAGGUAAAUCUGAUUAUUCACGGUCUUUUUUUAUUUAUUUUAAUGCUUUCCACAUCCAUUCCAGGGUAAGCACUGAUCAAGCCAAUCCGUGUCUUAUCCCCAAAAAUGCUGGAAAAGUGCAUUGGGCAUGCUGACCGUUUUACACAUGUGCAGUAUAAAGAUUUCUUCACUUGCAGCAUUUAUUGGGGGGAGAAGUGAGGGUGUCUGAUCAGUGUGAUCAUUCAGAGCAGGUUCUAGUGUCGUGUUUCUCUCUCCUGCUGCUGCACAAUGAUGCCCUGUUUCUGUUAUUAGUGGGCUGGUCUGAAACUUAGAUUGUUGGGUAACGGAGGGGGAGGCUGAAGAAACUCCAUAAAGUUAUAGGCAUGCUUAAUAAAAUAUGAAUGAGUUUAUAGUAAGUUUAUAAACUUUUUUAUUACAUCAUUUUCAAAGUUUUUCUUGUUUUCUUUUGGAUCUGAUGUUUUAAAAGAAUGGGCAAUUGAUGCAUAUCCUUUUAAGGUGUUAAGAUCUGUUUAUAGGGAGGAUAGGUUCCUGAGAGAAGCUAAAGGACUAAUUUUGUACGACACUGGCAUCUAUGAAAAUAUUUUGACUGAAUUAAUGACCUUUGUGAAUUGACUAUAACUGUCAUUUAAUGCACUUUCCCAAUGUGAUACUGUACCCCUUUAAAAUUGUAAGCCCUGCUUUUAGAAUCCAUUGUGUAGAUUGAACUAAUGGUGCCACAUUGCUGAAUUAGUACAGUGCAUUUCCAAAUUCAAUUUAAAGCUAUAUUUGUUUAUGAAUUUGAAGUAAAUCAAUGCAUCUUGUUAAACAAAAUGACUCUCUUCUGCUUUGUUCCCAUUUUCUCUUCUCAUCCCUGUUCAGGAAGUAGAACCCAUGUGUAAGGAAAGCGAUCACAUCCACAUCAUUGCUCUCUCCCAGGCUUUGAACGUCUCCAUUCAAGUAGAAUAUAUGGACAGGGGGGAAGGGGGAAGCACAGUCACGCAUGUGUUCCCAGAGGGCUCUAACCCACAGGUCUUCCUGCUCUACCGACCUGGACACUAUGAUAUUCUCUACAAAUGAAAUGCUCCAUGCUUUUCUGCACGUCUUCUAUUUGACAAUUCCCACUCUUUAUUCCAAGGCCCCAAGUGCUUUCACAUCCUUGAUUUCCCCUUCAUUUGUCUGUUACGUUUUAUCCAAAUGGAGCAAAAUAAACGGUGAAACACUACAGCUUUUUGUCAGUGUAGGUGAGUGUAAGGAUGUGAGAAGAAUGUGUUUUUUUGUUGUUUUUUUUUGUGUAUUUUUUUUUUUUUUUUUUAAAUAUAACCUGAACAGUAAAACUGGAUUUUGCCUGCUGUAGCAGUUAUGGUGUCAGGAGUGCCUCCUUCAGUGUAAGUAGUCCAACCAUUUUCCCUAAUUUUGUCUUCUUACUUGUGGUCUACAGGGAGGUUCUCACACCCAGAAAUGAGUGCCGAAGGCUCCUGCUUGGAGCUUCCUUUAGCUCUCUAGAGCUAAUCCCUGCCGGAGCCCUUCCAGGUCCAGGUAAAUGGUCAAACCAUUAGGAAACUGAUUACUUGCAUUCAUAGGCAGCAGGGUACUCCUGGCACCAUAACUACUACAGACUGCUAUAGUAGCUAUUGGGCUUGGGGUGUUCCUUUAAAUAGUACGACAAGGAUUGUUUUUGUCCAUAUAAUACAUCACAUGCAUACAAGCUUUUGGCAUGAGUCAAAAGCUGUAUGAAGGAAGCAUUACAAGAAAUACCAUAAAAUGCAUAUGAUUUGGCUAUGGUACUGAAUGGAUUAUGCCGCAGAUGUUCUGCACUUGUAGCCUAAUGCAUGUGUAUUGAAGGAACACUUGAAUAUCCUCAUAAUAUCUUAAGUAUUGCAAUCAUACAGUAUAUGUAUGGCAAUCACUGCUGUCUUUUAGUUCAGUGUUUCUACAGACACGUUCAACAUUGCCGUGCUAUGUGCAAUGGUGCCAAAUGCAAAAACGUAAAAAAUAAAUAAAUAAAAAUUACAUUCAAAAAAGUUCUUUAGAAGGAAGCAGCUCUAGGGUCUGUUUGUCCCAAACGUUAACAUUGCAGCUUCUCAUUGUUUUAAACUGUCUAAGAAAAGCAACAGCAUCUAUGCACCAGAACUACUAUAUAAAGAUGUAGUGGUUUUGGUGCUUAACGUGUCCUCUUAAAGUCCAAAGAGAGGGCUGAACUUCACAUGGGAACAUUUUUUUUUUAUUUAAUCACAUUAUGAAUCAUACUACAGUGUUUGACAUUAUUUGGCCCCUAAAAACUUUAUGCCAUUUUUUUCAUUGUCCGUGCUAUACAGUUUUACUUUUUAGUCGAUAUGCAGAAAAAUAAAAUACAUGUUUUCUUGGGUGGUGAGGGGUGGGGUUGCAAAAUCUGCAGCCCUCUCUCUUAUCCCAAGUCUGCCCUGGUAUACUGAGCAAGAUAUUUAUCAAAAAAACUAACUUUGUAGUUUAAAUGAUUAAAAAAAAGUAUGUGUGUGUGUGCACAUGUACAUAUACACGCAUGUACGUGUAGCAGUGGGACUGUAACUGUAUGGGUAGUGGUGAUGGGGUGUAACUUGGGUCAUGCACACUGUUACACCUCGUGACUGUCAUUCAGAAAACAAAUCUUUGUUUCCUGGUUGUUUAGCUCUGUGGAACUAAAAACAAGACUCUGGCAUUUGCCCAGGGCUCCUGCCUUGCAAAUACUUCUCAUUGAGUUGUAUUGUGAUUGGCCAACCACAAAGUCUGGGAUGGGUUAGCGUAUGGCUUGCAAAGGCUGCAGACAAGAGAGAUGGUUUUUAAAUAUACACCAAAUGAAAAAAAUGCAUAAAAACCCACAGUGUAAACUCAUUCACAUGUGAAUAAAAUACACUUCCCUCAAAAGAAACGAAUACUCCCAAGUACUGGUAUUGACUGUCCCUGAGGAAGUAUUUCUGAAGAAAUGUGUAGGACUUGAGUUUCUCAUUGUAUGCGUUCUCUUUUUGACUGAUUCUUCUCUACUGUCCCCGGCUGGAAACGGAGGAAGGAAGGAGUGACCAGGGAGGAGAUUUGAGACGUAUUUAUAUUUAUCAAAUUUCUUGUAAGUGCAGUUGUAAUAAAAAGAUUUUUUUUACAUUUGUAGUGGAUUUCACUUGCUAUGGCUACAUUUGUUUUCCCUUUUAAUUUAUUUAUUUUUAAACAUGAGUUGGCCUGAAAGGUGCUGCCAUUAAGUUCUGAAGACACAUGGAAUACAUGGCGAUGUGCCUUCUAAUUUUAAAUUUCUGUAUGUACAAGUGAUGCAGGC
This is a messenger RNA of Pelobates cultripes (western spadefoot toad), 9060 nucleotides long. The record is from the annotation of a GenBank genome assembly. Lineage: Eukaryota; Metazoa; Chordata; Amphibia; Anura; Pelobatidae.